Spirodela intermedia is the source of this 742-nucleotide messenger RNA. Lineage: Eukaryota; Viridiplantae; Streptophyta; Magnoliopsida; Alismatales; Araceae. The record is from the annotation of a GenBank genome assembly.
AUGGCCCUGGCCUUCUCCCAGCAGAGCUUCCUGACCAGCAUCCCCCUCGGCUGCGCCCAGCCGCGGCGCAGGGUGCUAAAGCCGCCGCCGCUGUUCGGCUGCCGGGCGACCAUGGAGAAGGACGCCGAUCACCCAAGGUAUGGUUUUCUCUCCCUCCCCCCACCUCCGACGCGGCCUCCGUUCUUCUUCUGGUCCGGUAAUGGCUUACCCUGGUCUAAUGCUGUGACGCACCACCAGAGCAUUCAAGCUGCGGCUGGCGAAGCUGGCCCUCGUCGCCGCCGCCGCCGGCAUCCUGACUCUCAGCUCCGUCGGCGACGCCGCCGCCGCCAAAUCCGGAGGCAGAAUUGGGGGGCAGGCCUUCCGCCCGUCGGCGCCCCGUUCCUCCGGCCCCAGGAUCAACAAUUCAAGGUGGAACGCCGCCGCCCUCAAUCUCAUGCUUUCAUUGAGCCAGCGAUUUCUCCGGCGACUGUGGGAUUGAGCCGAUUGCAUCUUGUGUAGGACCAACAUCUACGUCAACCCGCCGGUGGCGCCGCCGCUCAUCGGAAGGUACGGCUACGGCUCGCCGUACUACGGCGGGUGGGGCUGGUCGCCGUUCACCUUCUUCUCGCCCGGGCCGAGCGUCGCCAUCGGGGUCGGAGGAGGGUUUGACUUUUUUGUUACGUUCCUGGUUCUGGGGGCCGUCGCUACCGUCUUUAGGAACUUCACCCGGCGGCGCAGAGACGACGAGGACGACGACUUCUAG